Messenger RNA from Photinus pyralis (common eastern firefly), 1263 nucleotides. RefSeq names its product serine/threonine-protein phosphatase 2A activator-like. Gene Ontology annotation, molecular function: peptidyl-prolyl cis-trans isomerase activity; protein tyrosine phosphatase activator activity. The record is from RefSeq and is a predicted model, not a curated record. Lineage: Eukaryota; Metazoa; Arthropoda; Insecta; Coleoptera; Lampyridae. Gene Ontology annotation, cellular component: protein phosphatase type 2A complex; nucleus; cytoplasm. The transcript has 6 exons. The coding region runs from base 118 to 1209 and encodes 363 amino acids. Gene Ontology annotation, biological process: mitotic spindle organization.
UAUACCCCACGAGAAUUGCGGUUUUGACAGUUGACAUUUGAAAAUGUUUGAAAAACACUGAAAGUGCCGAAUACAAAUUUACCCAAAACAAAUUAAUUAAUAAUUUUAAUUACGGGAAUGUUUCACAGCAAAGCUAUCACGCACCCACGAGACGAUGUCAGUAGGACGUCGGAUUUAAUCGUUGGUGAAGAUCACGAAUUUAUAGUCCCCGUGAAAAGUAUAAGAAUACCCGAAGAUAUGCAACUAUGGGAGAAAUCAGAGGCGUAUCACGAGUACCUUGGGUUUGUAUUAGCAUUAAACGAAGCGAUUCGCAGUAAGGCAAACAGCCUGAAAGCUGUUCAGUUGUCCCCGGCGAUUUUAAAUCUUCUAGAAAUGUUGGAAAAGUUAAAUAAAUUAAUCAACGACACACCACCAGUACAACAGCCUCAAAGGUAUGGGAACCAUGCAUUUAGGGAUUGGUACCGAAAGUUAAAAGACCAAGCCUUUGAUCUUGUACAAAGUGUUGUUCCCGAAAGACUACAUCGUGCAGUGCCGGAAAUUGUAUUUUACCUAACUGAAGGUUUUGGUAAUUCAACUCGAAUUGAUUACGGAACUGGCCACGAACUCUCUUUCAUAAUGUUCCUUUGCUGUUUGUUUAAAAUUGGGGUUCUGGUAGAUUCGGAUAAAGUGGCAGUACCUUGUAAAGUUUUUGCAAAGUACAUGGAUGUAGUAAGAAAAUUGCAACAGACUUAUCGUAUGGAACCUGCCGGUAGUCACGGAGUAUGGAGCCUUGAUGAUUAUCAAUUUGUUCCAUUUAUUUGGGGAAGUUCACAGUUAAUCGCUCACCCACGAAUCGAGCCUCCCAUGUUCUUGGACGAAAACAUAAUUGAAACGUAUCAUCACGACUACUUAUUUCUAGCCUGCAUAAAGUACAUCAAUCAAGUAAAGACAGGGCCCUUUGCUGAGCAUUCAAAUCAGUUGUGGGGAAUAAGCGGGGUUUCUAACUGGACAAAGAUUAACGGUGGACUGAUAAAAAUGUACAAAGUCGAAGUCUUAGGGAAAUUUCCUGUAGCUCAACAUAUUCUUUUUGGUUCACUAUUACCGUAUAAGGUAGCUCAAAUGCCUACAGGUGGGCGCAAGGUACGCCUUAACCUUAUGCCACCAUCUCCAAGCUCAGUGACGGAAGAUACUGCUACUGCAUCUAGUUUUAUACCGUUAAAUGAAAAAUAAAUUAUGUGUUAAUAAGUAACUUGUUUGUUUAUGUUAAUAUAAUUUAAUGAUUUA